UUUAAAUAAUACACACAACACAAACUGUUUUAAAAAUAAGUAAAUAUUUUAGUAGCAUGGGCACGUGCGUUAAGCGUUUCUUUCAUCCCAAUAAGCCGGUCUGCAGCACUGGCAGCCGCUUCAAGUUCUACUAUCCAGCUGGAGGCACUUACUCUGGCUACUGGAAGUGCAAUCAGCAUCACGGCUGGGGCGUCAAGGAGACGGCCGCCAGGCAGGCGAGCUACUAUGCGGGCAAGAAGCAGCCGCAGGGUCAGCUCAUCUACAAGGGCAACUGGGUGCUGGGCAAGCGUCAAGGCUGCGGCACUAUGAUACGCAAAUGUGGCAAGGAUAUGCAAACGGUGUACACAGGACAGUGGUACGAUGAUAUGAAAUGCGGCGAGGGCAAACAGUUCUACACGGAUGGUUGUGUCUACUUUGGCAAUUGGCUUAGGAAUCGACGUCAUGGAUUGGGCAUACAAUGGUAUGGAGAUGGUAGCAUCUAUGUGGGGGAAUGGCAAACGGACUUUAAGCAUGGACUGGGAGUUUUGUUCCUGGCCAAUGGAAAUCGCUAUGAGGGACACUUUGCGCGUGGCUACAAGAACGGCGAGGGCUGCUUCUAUCAUAUGCACACGGGUCAGCUGCAGAAGGGCAUGUGGGACAAUGAUGUGGCCAUCGCCUCAGUCAUGCAGGACGAAACCUUACUGCGGCGUCAGGAUGCAGUCACUCCCUACGCCAUACCACGCAAUUAUCUAAAAUAUCCCAAUCAAAUAAUGCGCGAAUUGUUUCAGCGCUAUAGUCCGCUGGCCGAUAAGCCGCGUCGUCGCUUCAAUGACAGCGUCAAUCUGGAGUUUGUGCAUCAUCAGCGGCAGUUUGCAUCGUUCGACCAGCGCAUGACCAACGCCAGCCAGCUCGAUCUCAAUCCCAAUCCUCCUUAUGUCUGCACUUGUAGUUGCCAGCGGCACGAACAAGAGCAACAAAUUUAAUGGCCCCCAACAUAUGCUUUGGGGUUAGUUUUAACAAUAAGUGCGUGUUGAUGUGUGAAGUGCCUACACCUGGUUUGGUCAGACGACCCAAAAGGUCUCCCCCUUGUCAUGCAAAUUUGCGGUCGAGUUGGUUUUACAAUUGCGAGCUGAGCUGGACUCUUCAGCAGCAGCCCAAAAUUAAAUUCUAUAAAGGAUAAUAUGUCAUUAUGUUGAUAUUUUUUGCUAUUUGUGGUCGCUCAAGUGGUUUUUUGAUUGAAUAAAGCUUCAAAUUUGAUUUCCAACCGUA
This is a messenger RNA of Drosophila busckii, 1248 nucleotides long. RefSeq names its product MORN repeat-containing protein 3. Lineage: Eukaryota; Metazoa; Arthropoda; Insecta; Diptera; Drosophilidae. The record is from RefSeq and is a predicted model, not a curated record. Bases 57 to 962 code for a protein of 301 amino acids. The transcript is spliced from 2 exons.